UUUAAUUUUAAUAAAAUUUACAUUUUAUUAUUAAACAAACGUUUGAAGUGGUAAUAAAUAAGUAAUUUUAUUUGAGUUGUUUCUAAAAUUUGCUGCGAAACAGCGCAGAAAUGCCGACUUAUGAACUAGCUCUAAUGCUUCGAGCGAUGCCAAAGGCAGAACUCAAAACCGCUCUAACAAGAGUUUCUCAUGCCAUAUUUGACCGUGGUGGUAUCAUAAGAAAUAUAGAAAACUUGGGAUUCAGAAAUAUGCCAUAUAAGACGUCAUCGCAUGGACUAGUACAUCGGGAAGCUAAUUACUUCAUAUUCAAAAUAGAUACAGCGACACAAGCUGUAGCCGAUUUAAAAGAAGAAUAUAGCAGGGAUGUCGAUAUCAUACGACAACGAGUAUUUAAAGCUCAGACUGAGGAGAGUACACCAUGCACUUUAGAAGAGGAAUUAUUACCUCCUGCCUAUAGGAAAGAAGUCCAGGAUAUGAUUGAAAAGGGUAAAGGCCAUAUGAACAGAUAUACAUUCAAAUUCAAAUAUAACUCUGGCCUGGAUUAUUAUCCAUUCCAAAAAUGAUUGAACAACUCAAAUUGUGUAUGUACCUUUGUUUUCAUAUUGUAUAGUAUUUAGUAAA
Molecule: messenger RNA, 621 nt
Organism: Aricia agestis (brown argus)
Lineage: Eukaryota; Metazoa; Arthropoda; Insecta; Lepidoptera; Lycaenidae
Gene: mRpS6
Product: probable 28S ribosomal protein S6, mitochondrial
Exons: 1
Coding region: 111-563 (150 amino acids)
Biological process (GO): translation
Cellular component (GO): ribosome; mitochondrial small ribosomal subunit
Molecular function (GO): small ribosomal subunit rRNA binding; structural constituent of ribosome
Source: RefSeq, a predicted model, not a curated record